Formica exsecta is the source of this 6461-nucleotide messenger RNA. It is a transcript of the gene Ino80, whose product is annotated as chromatin-remodeling ATPase INO80. Bases 318 to 5465 code for a protein of 1715 amino acids. Gene Ontology annotation, biological process: DNA repair. NCBI's taxonomy places the organism in Eukaryota, Metazoa, Arthropoda, Insecta, Hymenoptera, Formicidae. The record is from RefSeq and is a predicted model, not a curated record. The transcript has 29 exons. Gene Ontology annotation, cellular component: Ino80 complex. Gene Ontology annotation, molecular function: DNA binding; ATP-dependent chromatin remodeler activity; ATP hydrolysis activity.
CUCCCCACUCUUCUCUUCUCUCCCCACCACUCGACGAGAUGGCGCGCAAGAGGAACGAUGAGAAAAGCGCGGAAGAGGAAGGAGGAGGAAGGAAAAUGAGAUUUAUCUCUUACGCUAGACGCGCGCAAUGCGCACGCGCGGAAGUGUGAUCCCGUAGUAGUACCAUUUGAAUUUUGGACUCGUCCGGGAUCGUAGCAACUUGAUCGAAGUGAAAAUAUCAGUUCCGUAAAAAUUGAUAUUUUAAUUCAAUUAUUUCGUAUCCUGGGGAGAAUUAUGAAUCUUCACCAAGAAAAACGUUAGUUUUGCGCAGACGUGUAAUGUCUGAUAGAGCAUACACAAUGAAGCUGGAAGCUGAAAUGGCUGCUCCUUUGCAUCUGCAAAGAUUAGAACGCAGUCUCAAUGUGCAACCCUUCUUAAGACAAAUUAAUGAUCUUUUUCAAGAACAAGUUAGUGAAGAUGACAAGUCUGUCUCCUCAGAAUCUUCUGAUGGUUCGGAUGCUUAUCUAGAUAAUGUACUCACUCAAAAAGAAGAAGUAAGGAUCAAUAAGCUGAGAUUGUACAACAUGUCUAGUGUGGGAGAAGAACGUCGUUGGUUACAAGAUAUUUUGUUAAGUGAUUCCUCUGACAGUUCUGCAUCAGGCUCUGACACAGAUAGCCAAAUCACAGAAGAUGAUUUUCAAGAGAUGCUAAAAUUCCAUAUAUUACGGAAAAAAUAUCAAGGCCGUUUUUAUCAGAAACCAGAAAAUAUACAAUAUCAAUACUACAGUGCGGGCUUAUUAUCCAAUUACGAUAGAUUUUUAGAACAUCAAAAGUUGAUUGUAGGAAAUAAAAAGAAGAAAGAGAAAAAACCGGACAAAAAAAUCAUGAGAAUCAAGAAAGAAAAAAUUAAUCGUCAUUGUGCAUCUGAAGAAUAUCGUAAAGGAAAUUUUCCAGAGGGAGAAUGGGGUAAAUCAAUUCCCAAGGAAGAAGAAUUAGAUGAAUCUGAAUUAGAAGCUAUAAUGCGUCAUCAACCUCGUGGUAGAGGAAGAAAGAAACAUAACACUAAGAGUGUGGAAGUAAUGACAAUGAGAAGAAGAAAGAUAUGGGUCAUGAUGUCUAAGAAAGAAUUAGGAAAAGUACAAAGGGCCAAAACCAAUAAUCAUAAGGAAAUGCUAAUAAGUUGUAAAAAGGUAGCACAGCAUUGUAUGAAAUAUUGGAGGCAGAAAGCUAUGCAGUCUCAGAAAAAUAUGAAAGAAACUAUCUGGAGAGCAAAACGAUUGACAAGGGAAAUGCAAUCUUAUUGGAAACGUUAUGAUCGAGUCGAACGAGAAACGAGGAGAAGAUUAGAAAAAGAAGCUGAAGAGCAACGUAAAAUGGAUGUAGAACUUAUUGAAGCAAAGCGCCAACAAAGAAAAUUAAAUUUUCUUAUUACUCAAACAGAACUGUAUGCUCAUUUCAUGUCGCGAAAAAUAAAUAAAAUAUCGGCAGAAGAACAAUUGAGAAUCUUGAAUCAAUUAGACGAAGAAAAAAAUCCCAGACUUAUUGGCAUUGAUGAUUAUGACAGUGAAAUUAUGAAACAAAAGGCAAAGAGAAAUGCUACUGAGGCAUUUAAUAACGAAAAAGCAAGGACGAAACAGUUUGAUACAGCUGCUGCCUCUCAAGAAUUACGUCUUAGCGAUACACCUGAGAAUCUGGAGCACCCUCAACCUUCAAUUUUCAAGGGAAAUCUGAAGGGUUAUCAAUUAAAAGGAAUGAAUUGGUUGGCAAAUUUAUACGACCAGGGUAUUAGCGGUAUACUAGCUGAUGAGAUGGGUUUGGGAAAAACUGUACAGUCCAUAGCAUUUCUGUGUCAUGUUGCUGAGAAAUAUUCUGUUUGGGGACCAUUUUUAAUUAUAUCACCAGCUUCAACAUUACAUAACUGGCAGCAGGAAAUGGCAAGAUUUGUACCGGUAUUCAAGGUAGUUCCAUAUUGGGGUAAUCCUCAGGAACGCAAAAUACUAAGACAGUUUUGGGACACUAAAGAUUUGCAUACGAAAGAAGCUUCUUUCCAUGUAGUAAUAACAAGUUAUCAAUUAGUGAUUACGGAUUAUAAAUAUUUUAAUAGAAUAAAAUGGCAGUACAUGAUUUUGGAUGAAGCACAAGCUAUAAAAAGCACAAGCAGCAUGAGAUGGAAGUUGUUGUUAGGAUUCAGUUGUCGUAAUAGAUUAUUGCUCAGUGGUACUCCUAUACAAAAUAGCAUGGCAGAAUUAUGGGCAUUAUUACACUUUAUCAUGCCUACAUUGUUUGAUUCACACGAUGAAUUUAACGAGUGGUUCUCCAAAGAUAUUGAAAGUCAUGCAGAAAAUAAAACAGGAAUAGAUGAGAAACACUUAUCAAGGCUUCAUAUGAUUUUGAAACCAUUCAUGUUACGGAGAAUAAAAAAGGAUGUGGAGAACGAGUUAUCAGAUAAGAUUGAAGUAAUGGUAUAUUGUCCACUUACGACUCGUCAAAAAUUACUUUACUCAGCGUUGAAAAAAAAGAUUCGGAUAGAGGAUUUACUGCAUUACACAGUAGGUGGAGGAGAUACUGCUUCUAAUGAUAAAAACUUCACUUCCAAUCUGAUGAAUCUAGUCAUGCAGUUCCGAAAGGUCUGUAAUCAUCCGGAACUCUUUGAACGUAGAGAUGCUAGAUCGCCGCUUUUCAUGAAUACAGAAUUUUAUAAUAUGCCUGCCUUGCUGUAUAACGAAGGACUUUUGCAUCUAGCAUUGCCAUCCAAAGAUCAUUUGUUGUAUAACAAAUUGUUUAUAUUUGCCGCAGAAUAUAUUCACUGUGCUCUACAUCGCAAUGAAAAUUUGUGCGAAAAUACAUUUUCAUUUAGCAGAUUUAUCAAUUUAUCUCCAAUGGAAAUAAACAAAAUGUUUAUUGCUGGUACUUUAUUUAGAUUAUGUCUUGUAACAUUCAUGGAGCGAAGAUUGAAAAUGGUACAAUACUGGGAAGAUUGGUGCGUCGGUCACAGAUCGAGAACACCCACAAAUCAAAUGUUUUAUUUGCCUAGAAAAAUUGACUCUUUAUCGGUGACGUUGCAAGAUAUAUUUUUUACAAGAAAGAUAAUUGAGGGCGAAGCUUUCUACACACAUACCACCCAUACGAUACAUUCAAUGCCGGAAACGGUUGCUCACAGAAUACUACGUAGUAGUAAGAAAGCCAAUCAACUACCAAAGUUACAAAGGAUACUUCCCAUUGGCAAAACGGAACAAAUGGAAGAUUCGAAAUUAUCUCUGUUACCUGAACAUCCUCAUCACCCACGGCAGCCUAUAAUGCGGUAUUGCCAACAGACAACGAUUCCUGCUUUCGUUUGCGAUAAUAAUCCCAAGGUUCAAGCUAGUCCACGAAAAUUAUACGUAAGCAAUAGUUCUGCAGCAUGCGCCUGGAAGAGGCAUGAAGAAUGCGGUGGUCCAUUUGGUCAAAGAUUACUUUGGCUUGGAUGCGAACGAGCACUUUUUGAAGAAAAGUCAUGUAUUCGCGCCGGCCAAACAAUGUCAACGUUUUGCUAUCAGUCGCAAGGUGGAUUAUCCGCAUGCGCUCCUCUUAAUGGAUGGUCACAUAUCAUUGUGCCAGAUAAGCAAACAUUAGUGACAGAUGCUGGCAAGCUUUCUGUGUUGGAUAGUCUUUUACGACGUUUGAAGGAACAAGGUCAUAGAGUGCUGAUAUACUCUCAAAUGACGAAGAUGAUCGACUUGCUUGAAGAAUACAUGUAUCACAGAAAGCAUACGUUUAUGAGGUUAGAUGGUUCCUCGAAAAUCUCGGAUCGACGGGACAUGGUAGCAGAUUUUCAAAAGAGAGCGGACAUAUUCGUCUUUCUGCUCAGCACUAGAGCUGGCGGCCUGGGAAUCAACCUCACCGCGGCAGACACGGUGAUAUUUUAUGAUAGUGAUUGGAAUCCCACUGUAGACCAACAGGCUAUGGAUCGCGCCCACAGACUGGGGCAAACCAAGCAAGUCACGGUCUACCGAUUAAUAUGUAAAGGAACUAUCGAGGAACGAAUUCUGCAGAGAGCGCGCGAGAAGAGUGAGAUACAACGUAUGGUCAUAAGUGGCGGAAACUUCAAACCUGAUACUCUGAAACCUAAAGAAGUCGUGUCACUGCUAUUGGAUGAUGAAGAAAUCGAAGCGAGAUACAGCCAACGAAGCGAGGAGAGAAAGCAGCAGCGAGUAGAGGAGGUUUGCCUCGAGUCGAACUCACAGCAUAAGGAGAGGGACCGGAAGAGGAAGUUAACCGCGCUUCCGGUCAAGAACGAUGCGAAGAAACCGUGUCAUGCAGACGCUAAUAGCGACAAAAACAACGAUACCGUUCAAGUUAAUCUUAAUGAGCCUAAGCCGGGCGCGAAUUCGAUUCAGUUGCAGCACCAGAACGAUCACCAUCAACAGCAGUUAGAAAAUGUAGAUAAUUAUAGCACGCCGACAAGUCCGGCCAAAUCAGAGGAUGAAACGAGCAACGAAGGACUCGUGGUCGACGUGGACGGCCCGGUAGCAGUUUCCGGCGGCGACCACCCACAUGGACAUUCCCGAGGUAGUUUUCACCAGUUCGGGGAAUCUUCGACCAAGGUUGCUCGACUCGGACAUCACUUCGCCUUCGGCAUGGGCGCGAGCGCGCGUAUGCGACAAUCCGUACGCGGCGCGAGCAAACGCGGCCGACCACGAGGUUCACGUAGGGGCGGACCGAUCGGCGGUAAGGGAAGAGGAAUGCUUCUGAUGCAUCCGUCGUCGAAGAGCUCUAAUGCAGCGACCAGCGAAUCGCUGUCGACCAUAUCGCCGAUCGAUGGGGGUGGAACCUCGAACGAGCAGACGUUGCAGCACGGCCGAACAGGACUGGAUAGGGGAGACAAAAUAUAUGGCAGCAUAGAUAGUUCGGCUCACAACACACGGGUGAGAUACGGUAGGAUAAUGCGGCAGGAUAGGGCGAGUCAUGGAUAUAGCAAGCUGGACCGUCGACAUUCCGCGGAUCUUCCCCGUUCCAACAGUCUCGAAAAUUUUAUCUUUGCUCUCACAAGCAGGCUCCGUUUUUUCUCUCGGACUGUCCACGCGACCUCCGACUCUGCCGAGGGAGACGGUCCCAGCACGGUGGGUCCAUUGGGUCCGGUGGGGACUCUGAUACCGCUGUCCGGACGCGGCGGCGUCGCGGGGAUUCGUCGGGGUCCCGGCAGACCCCGAUUGCGGCCGACCGGGCCUGGGCAUCAGGGCUACCGCGCUACCGGUCAACAUCACGGUAAGAAGAUCCAGCGACCGCUACCAGUACCCAUCAGAUCUCAUCAAACGAUCGGGCAGCAGAAAGCGUCGUCGUCGCAACAGCGUUCUCGUGUCUCGACGUCCGGUCCGUCGUCGUCGUCGUCGUCCUCGGUCGCCGUCGCGGCCGCGAAUUCGACGCCGCUGCUAUCGUCGUCGUCCUUAGCGGAAUCGCGACCGUUCGGUUUCUACACGCAGCAGCAACCGCGUGCAGGAUCGUCGUAGUUUCGUAAAGGAUUCGGUUUUACGUUGUUCUUGAACGCGACACCCUCGCGAUUUCGCGUCGUUGAAUUAAUUAUUCCUUUCGAAUUAAUCGAACGUGAAUUAAUAGGUCAACGCAUUUCUUUCUCGCGUUUCCGAAUCGCUCGAGUUUAUACGCGCUAUAUCGAUGUGUCUCAGCACUUUUGAAGCACUUUCAGAAUCGAUUAAAAUAUUGCGUAUUUAUUGUGUAUCGUGACAAUUCAGUAAUGUUUCCGUAUGCGUGACUCAAGCGUGCAAUACCGUUAAACGUUAGAUCCCACUCAUCUUUCUCCCUCUCUCGCUCCUCUCAUUGUAAAUUAUAAUGAAAAUGCGAAAUAUGAAGCAGCCUUGACAAUAUCUAGGAUUUGUUACAAUUAUUAUCGCAUUGCAAUUAUAUUUAUUUUGUUUAUUCAUGGCGCAGAGUUUACGGGUACAUCUCGUCGAAUGUUAGAAGAGACAAUAUCGACAUAACUGGGUACUUAAUUGUCUCUUUGGGAACUUCCUUUUCGAGCUUUGUUGUCACGGGUUUAAAUUCUUGUCGAACGCUUAAUCAUUUGCCGCGAGAGUGAAGAGGACGAGUUGCGUUAUAUCGAUUCGAUUCCACUUGUGUGGUACAUGUGUAGAAAUUUUGAUUUUACUUUUAAGUAUACUAUAAUUAGGUAAUCACACGACGCGUCGUCGCGUGCAUGGCGACGCCGAAUUUCGACGACGAUCAUCGACAGAUGAGAUUUCCGGCGAUUUCGUCGGCGAAAAGAAGGAAGGGUUUAGAAUAAUCUAUCUCUUCUUCUCCGAGUCGAUCUCGGCGAAGCCGAAGCUCUCUCGGCGUCAUUGUACAUUGUCAUUAAGGAUAGCAUUAUUCCGUCACUAGACUCGGCUAGCCGAUAUUUUUUAUGUAUGUUACGAGACGUCAUUAGGCCAAUUCAAUUUGUAAAAGAAUAGUAUUUAUAUUAGCAAUAAACACAGAUAAAAAUUCAAUCUUCA